Molecule: messenger RNA, 1428 nt
Organism: Aspergillus nomiae NRRL 13137
Lineage: Eukaryota; Fungi; Ascomycota; Eurotiomycetes; Eurotiales; Aspergillaceae
Product: hexose carrier protein
Exons: 2
Coding region: 1-1428 (475 amino acids)
Biological process (GO): carbohydrate transport; transmembrane transport
Cellular component (GO): membrane
Molecular function (GO): carbohydrate:proton symporter activity
Source: RefSeq, a predicted model, not a curated record
AUGGUGCUCCAAGGAAGACCUCUCCGCCUGGCUCAGGUGUUUCUCAUCGUGGUUCCUGCCUUCAUCCUCUACGGUUACAACCAAGCUGGUGUUGGCCCCCUAGCCACCCUGCAAAGCUGGGUUCAUGUCUUCCCUGAAAUCGACGCGGUCAACACAACCGGUGCCCUCAAGGCGCACAAUUCGACCAGUAAAGGUGCCGUCAUCGCAUCCUUCCAGCUCGGGGCCCUGUUUGGAGCCCUCUCCUGCUCGUUCCUCGGUGACUGGAUCGGUCGUCGGAAGACCAUUUUUAUCGGCGCCAUCAUCUCCAUCGUUGGCCAGGUGCUCCAGACAGCCUCGUACAACCUGAUCCAGUUCACCAUCGGCCGAGUCGUCCUCGGUGUGGGUAUUGGACUGUUCAGUGCCGCCGUGCCGGUGUGGCAGUCCGAAUGUACCUCAGCCAAGCACCGUGGCCAGCACGUUAUUGUCGACGGCAUCUGUAUCUGCCUGGGUUACACGCUCUGCAACUGGAUCGACUUCGGUCUCAGUAAAGUAGACGGCUCCCUGCAAUGGCGGAUCCCGCUCGCCAUCUCCUUCUUCUUCGAAGUGGUCCUCGUCUCCUCCGUCUUCCUCCUCCCCGAAUCCCCCCGUUGGCUCGUCCACGUCAACCGCAUCGAAGAAGCCACCGCCAGUCUCGCCGCCUACAAGGGCCUCCCCGAAGAGGACGACGAGAUCCGCAUGGAAAUCGCCGGCAUUGAGUCCUCGCUCGAAGUCACCGCCGACCAGAGCGGCGGCUCGUUGAAGGAAAUGUUCAGCAAGAACGACAAAGACCGUCUGCUGUACCGCUUCGCCCUCUGCAUGUCGCUGCAGUUCUUCCAGCAGAUGUGUGGCGGCAACCUGAUCUCCGUGUACGCGUCGACCAUCUUCGAGGAGAACCUCAACAUGGACUCCGACCUGGCCCGCAUCCUGUCCUCCUGCGCCAUGACCUGGAAGUUCCUGUGCAGCUUCAUCUCCUUCAUGGCCAUCGACCGUCUCGGCCGCCGCGCCAUCUUCAUGAUCAGCGGCACCGGCAUGAGCGUCUGCAUGAUCGUCCUGGCCAUCACCAACAGCUUCGGCAAGAACUACGCCGCCUCCAUCGUCUCCGCGCUCUUCAUCUUCCUCUUCAACACCUUCUACCCCUUCGGCUUCCUGGGCGGCAACUUCCUGUACUGCACCGAGUACUACAUCAUGUACGCCGUCAUCUCCGCCUGCAUCCCCAUCACCGUCUACAUCUUCUACCCGGAGACCAUGAACCGCAACCUGGAGGCUAUCAACAACGUCUUCCGCGACGCCCCUUCCUCCUGGCACAUCGUCUCCAUGGCCCGCCACCUGCCCCAGGGUGAAGCCGCCGACGUCGACGCCUUCACGCGUGCCGCCGAGAAGGCCGAGAUCGACCAGCGCGAGAAGGUCUAA